This is a messenger RNA of Loa loa (African eye worm), 2127 nucleotides long. RefSeq lists its product as hypothetical. Gene Ontology annotation, biological process: protein processing. The coding region runs from base 25 to 2127 and encodes 700 amino acids. The transcript has 17 exons. Gene Ontology annotation, cellular component: plasma membrane. The record is from RefSeq and is a predicted model, not a curated record. Gene Ontology annotation, molecular function: metalloendopeptidase activity. NCBI's taxonomy places the organism in Eukaryota, Metazoa, Nematoda, Chromadorea, Rhabditida, Onchocercidae.
CUGCCACAUCCGACAAUAAGCGAAAUGCCGAAUAUAGUGAAGAAUGUGGAAGUCGGUACUUCGCCAGGUUAUAUAAAAGCAGCUUAUUAUUUGCUUUCGUCAAUGAAUCGGACCGUCAAUCCAUGUGAUGAUUUUUUUGAAUAUGCCUGUGGACGUUGGAUAGCUGAGCAUCCGAUUCCGAGUGACCUUGGUACAUACGAGGUCUCUCAAUUGGUUCGUGAGAAAGUAGCGCGCAAAAUGAAAGAACUUUAUGAUUCAAAACAAUCGACGAAUUCGAAAGCAAUGGAUGCGGUGAAAACAAUAUAUCAAGCUUGUAUGGAUACUGAUCGACUAAACAGUAUGCAAGGACGAGAAAUUGUUGAGACCAUUGAGUACCUUGGUGCUUGGCCAAUAGUAUAUGGACACAAAUGGUCCGAAGAGAAGUUCGAUUUUACGGAAACAAUGAUUCGAAUUGCGCAGACGCGAUCUUCUGGCAUUUUUAUGAACAUCUAUGUGUCAUCUGAUCAAAAGAAUGUUUCAAGGCGUUUAAUUCACAUUGAUCAAGGAAGACUCGCACUUGGUUUUGGUGCUAGAGAAUAUUACUUGAAUGAGAAGAAUUAUGCAGCGCAAUUGAAAGCUUAUAGGAAAUAUGUUAUUGAUAAAGCAAUGCUAAUCUCACAUGAUGCUGGAAUAUUGAAGAAACGAACUGAAAUUGGAAAAGAAGCUGACGAUAUCAUCAAUUUUGAGAAGAAACUUGCUCAGAUUAUGGUUCCAGAGGAGAAUAGAAGGAACUAUACUUUGCUCUACCAUCAAUAUCAUCUCAGUAACCUGCCUGUCUUUAUGUCGAAGAUGAACUGGAACAAGUACUUCCGAUCUGUGGUUCCUCCUGAUUUACAUUGGUAUCUGAAUGAAGAUCCAGUCAUCAAUGUCAUUGACGUGAAAUUCUUGAAACAACUUGACGAACUGAUAAAGGUAACACCUAAACGAACGCUGGCAAACUAUAUGAUAUGGCUUUAUACAUCGACAUGGAAUUUUCAACUGGAUGAACGAUAUGAUGACAUUCAUCAGGAGUUCCUUCGCGCUAUCAUUGGAAAACAUAUGAAGUCACCACGAUGGAAGGUUUGCAGUCAAAUAGCUGUAGAACGAAUGGGUUAUGCUUCAGGAGCUUUAUAUGUCAAGUCCUUCUUCAAUGAAGCAGACAAACAAGAAGCACUCGAAAUGGUGAGCCUUUUGAAGGGUGCCUUCGAAGAAAUGCUGGAAGAAUACAAUUGGAUAUAUGAAAGUACUCGACAGAAGGCAUUAAAAAAGAUCAAUGAGAUGCUAAGUUUGGUCGGCUAUCCAGAAUUCAUCAGAGAUAUCAAAGAUCUCGAUGAAUACUAUAAGCUAUUGCAUAUUUAUCCCAAUGAUACGUUUGACCAAAUUAUAACAAAGACAUCACGAUGGUCGAUGGAACAGUCAUAUCGAAAAUUAGUCAAACCUGUCAAGAGGACGGAAUUUGGUGCCCCAGCGUCCAUCGUGAAUGCGUUUUAUUCAUCGCUUAAAAAUGCUAUUGUAUUUCCGGCAGCCAUUCUUCAAGCACCAUUUUUUGAUCGAACUUUCCCGAAGGCGGUGAAUUUUGGUAGCAUUGGAUCAAUUAUUGGACAUGAAAUGAUCCAUGGAUUCGAUGAUCGAGGAAGCCAGUUUGACCAUCAGGGUAAUCUGCGCGACUGGUGGGAUGGUGCAACAAAGCAGAAUUUCAAAGAAAAAAAAGAUUGUUUCAUGAAAGAAUACAAUAAUUACAUUGUUCCCGGAACAAAUUUGCACAUUAGCGGGCUACGUACAUUGGGUGAAAACAUUGCUGAUAAUGGUGGAAUUAAAGAAGCCUUCCGAGCAUAUAGAAAUUACAUUAAAAAAAUUGGUCAUGAGGAGAAACGCUUGCCGGGACUCGAAAAUCUCGAUAUGAAUCAAAUAUUCUUCCUAAGUAGUGCACAGACAUGGUGUGGACAUUCACGACCGGCUGCGUUAAUCAGGCAAGUACUAACCGAUCAACAUGCACCAUCUCGAUUCCGUGUUAAUGGCGUAGUCAUUAAUCAGCCUAGUUUCGCUGAAGCUUUCAAAUGUCCACCGAAUUCACCGAUGAACCCAAUAUCAAAGUGUUCAUUAUGGUAG